AUCGGGGCGCGGACUCCCGGUGAGGCGCAAGGCGGCGCCCUGCUCGCAAUCUGGCCGCCUUUUCCUUUCCGUUUCCACGAGUUAAGUUUAGAAAUGAAAGUCCGCUCCGCUUUCCCUGCACUGUGCCCUAUUAUUCGGAGCGCAGAGAGAGCAGCAGCAACAGCAGCACGGAUUCGGCUCCUGCGCCUCGCCAUGCUCCGGGCGUCCGGGGACUGCAUGGGGCCGGCACGGUCACAGCCCGGCGCUGCUCUCAUCCAGCCGGCUUCUGUGUGACUAUGGGCGAGUGGUAGGGAGUUUGGGGGUGGAAUCCAAAGAGCAGAGGGAUUCCGGCUAUCCUUAUGGGAUCUAUGCUUAUACAGACAGAUUUUUCCCCCCUUCACUGCAAAAUGCUACCUAUAAUAAUCCUUUAUUUUAUUCAUGAAUUUCGAUUCAUUAAUUUAGAUUUGUUCGGUUACGCUUUAACGUUUUGUCUGUUGCUGGUUUAGUAAAUCUAGUUAAUGUAAACCUGGUUGCGUAUCUUUUGAGCUCAGACUUUUUUCUCCACAUAUAUUUUUUUUAAUCGGAGUAAUUUUCCAUCCAUCUUCUAUCCGGGUGGCGGAGAGAGGUUGUUGUAUUUUUAAUUAUCUCUUGAUCAGAGCCGAUUUGGUUCCCAUGCGAGUUGCUGGACAUUAUGUUUCGUUAUUCAGGUUACUUUCGUUCUGUCAUACUAAGGACCGCUCAUAUAUUUAAGGCAAAGGCUGCCGCUUUAAGGCGCAUUCAGUAUUUUCACCGCGCACCAUAGUAGAGCUGUGCCCACCGGCAGCAUGGGUGAUGCCGCCCCUCCGCAACCCCCGGCCAGCGCCUUCGUCCCGCGGCUGCACGGCGCCAUCGUGGAGCGCCUCCGCGCCCGGAUCGCCCUGUGCCGGAGGCACCACUCCAGCUGCGAGAGCCGCUACCAGCGUGGCCAGGCUGAGAACUCGGACCGGGAACACGAAAGCACGCUGCACCUCCUGAGCAUCGUGCAGCAGGGCUCGGGGAGCCGCAAGGUGAAGGGGAGCCGCGCAUCUGCCCAGCAGCAGGCGGAGAGCAGCGGCCGGCUGAACGGGGAGCAGAAGCCGCAAAGCGGCGCAGGCGCGGAGCCCCGGAGCAGCACGCGGAUCGCCCUUCAUGGAACCUUGAGGAGAAAGAUAGAAGGACAUCCUCCGGAAUACAACCCCAAACUGAACAGGCUAUCAGGCGAGGUUCUAAGCUCCGUCUACAAGCGUCUCUGCGUGGAGGGAAAUGCUCUGGGGGACCCCGGCUAUGUCUUUGGCGAUGAGCCGGCCACAUCCGGAAACCACCUGAUGGGUCACUCUAUGAGCAGGAAGGACAGCGACAGGACCUCCCAGGGUAUCGGAGAGUGCCGGGACCUCUUCAGCUUGACCCUCAAGGAGAUGAAGAAGGAGCCGGAAGAGGUUCACUCAUGCGGUAGCGCCGUUGGCGGAGGAGGAGGCGUGGUCUUUGGCUUCAAGGAGGAAUGCGGUGGUCAGAUCGACCCCGACCUGCAGGAACUCUUUGAUGAGCUCACCAAAUCCGUACCCCCAUUGAGUGACCCGGACUUUGAGAAGAUUCUCAAGCAGGAUGACUCCUUCAGCCUGGAUCUGGAUGGAGCAGGUUCCCUGGCCGUGGGUGAGCCGUGUCCUCCCAUGCAGAAGGUCAUUAAGGUUGAGUACUCGCCCGGCUAUGUGCAGGACCCCGGGGGCUCUCCUGGGCCGGACUUCCCCAUGGCGGCUAGCUCCUCUACAUCUCGCGGUGCCCCGAUAACCGCCGGCUCCAGCCAGGACAGCCAAGGAUCCUCAGGAGCAUCCAGGGGCCUGGCAGCCUGGCUGCAGGUGUCCCAUGCAGAGCAGCUGAAGCAGAUGGCGGCCAACCAGGUGCCCGCCAUGCUGCAUGUCCGCCAGCAGGGGGCGCUCUGUUGGCCACCUGAGCUGUCGACGACACUGGGCCUGGCUGCCGGGUGCCAGUCUGGGAGCAGAACCCAGGGCCCUCCCUUGGCACCUCUGAAUGAGAGCCUGGUCGAGCUCAGCAGACAUGGAGGUCCGAGCUUUAAGGACUGUAAUAGGUCAGACUCUGUCAGCCUGCGGGGCUCCAUGAUGGCCGCCCCCCAGAGGAAGCAGCAGCACUCUAUAGCCGCCCAGAGCCAGAACCCUCCAGGACACUUCCGGAACCAGCACUUACCCAUCCCGGUGUCGCCGGGCCUGGCUCAGAAGAGGCUCACAGGGCUCCAUCUUCAGCCGGACCAGCAGAGACAGGAGAAGAUGAACGUCCCAGACCACCUGGCCUGUCACUUAUCCAACCCUCCUCCCGAUUACAAGCAGCCAAGAGCGAACCUGGCUGAAGUGGUGCAGACUAACCAUUACUCAGGUGACAUUUCUGCAAGCUCCCCGCAGACACCCUUGAGCACUGUGUCCACUCUCAGUGGUUUCUAUGGAAACCAUCUCCUGGUCUGUCAGGACGCCAAGGUGACGGCAUCAUCCAGCAGCAAACGAUACACCAGCGGACCGGAGUACCACCAGGGGGCCUAUGGGCGCCCCACCAACAUGAACCGGCUGGAGCAGCAGGGAGAUCCCCUGCGGCCGGUGACCCGGGAGGGACCCAUGGGGCACAGAGGGGACACCAUGGUGACCAACAGCAUGGCGGCUUCCACUGCCGGCUGGGACCUGCCCCCCGUGCCCAGGGCCUUUCCGGACAUGCGUCACGGCAAUUUCGAGAGCCAUCCGUUCUCCCACAUCGCCAUGGCCAUGCUGCCCGUGAACGGGCUGCCCGUGGGCGCGGCCAGGGAGCCUGUGCCCAGGGUGAGUCAAGUACACAGUCUCACCACAGGGGGGCGCUUUUCAGGCCCAGGCAACACACACGGUCGCCAUAGCGGGAGCCAGAGCCUGAAUUUCCUGCCCGACGGCGAUGGAGUAGGGCCCGGUGGCUCUGCCGAGUCGGACUUUAUCGACUCACUGCUCAAGUCUGGUUCCGGGAACGACGACUGGAUGAAAGACAUCAACCUAGACGAGAUCCUGGGUGGGCACACUUAGCCCGAAGGACGUACGACAUCCCCAGAAACUGAAAUCAUGCCUAUGUCGGCAUGAACUAUGUUUUUAUACUUCAGCUUAACUAUUUUUAACUCUUAUCAGACAUGUAUCCCUAUGUAUAUCCAUAACAUAAGGCAGUUAUUCCAGAGGUAAUCACGUUUUUUUUUUUUUUUUUUUACCCUGUGUAGAGUGAAAGGGCCUUUUUGCACCCAUGCUAAUUGCUUUGUAAAUUAUACCCCUUCAAAGUA
Molecule: messenger RNA, 3289 nt
Organism: Paramormyrops kingsleyae
Lineage: Eukaryota; Metazoa; Chordata; Actinopteri; Osteoglossiformes; Mormyridae
Gene: maml2
Product: mastermind like transcriptional coactivator 2
Biological process (GO): positive regulation of transcription of Notch receptor target; Notch signaling pathway
Cellular component (GO): nuclear speck; nucleoplasm
Molecular function (GO): transcription coactivator activity
Source: RefSeq, a predicted model, not a curated record